Molecule: messenger RNA, 1863 nt
Organism: Lodderomyces margitis
Lineage: Eukaryota; Fungi; Ascomycota; Pichiomycetes; Serinales; Debaryomycetaceae
Exons: 1
Coding region: 1-1863 (620 amino acids)
Source: RefSeq, a predicted model, not a curated record
AUGUCAUCUGCAUUUCCCAGAUUGCCAAGGUAUAGUGGUGAUACCGAUGACGAACAUUCGAUUCAUUUGAAACGUACAAUUGGAAAAUCAAACCCUAUAAGAUCACCAAGGAAAGCAUCAGAUUAUAAUGGGUAUCGAAAUGUCGAUACAGAUGGGAUAGACCACCAACUACAUCAUCGAAAUGGAACUAAAAUACUUGAUAUAGAUCAGGAGAUAUCAAUGACGUUGAAUGGUGUACAAGAAGAUAUUGAUGAGGAGGAGUUGAAUGACUCGUAUUUGAAGUUUGUCAAUAACCAGUAUGACAAUGAUUAUGUCGAAGACGAGGAUGAAGAUUAUAUAUUAAGUGAUGGUGACACUUACAAUGAGUCGUUUAAUGAUGAUGAAAGCGAGGAUUUGGAGUACUUGGAUUAUAAAAGAAGAUUAUCUGACGAAGUACCGGAAUAUUCCCAUCGACUUGAAUCACCGCGGUUGUCAAAGACAAUCGAUCACGACGAACAACAAGAUAGGGAUACCAUGGAUGAUAAUACGUUAACACAAAAACUUAGAAGCUUUCUGUGGAAAUCUGCCCUUAUUUUUGUAAUAUCAUAUGCGACAGUAAUUAUAGUAAUUGCAAUUAUGAUGUUGAAUAAAAGUUCCAAAUCAAAUCCUAGUCCUGAAGUAAACCUCACCGAUGUGAGUACUAGAAUAGAUGGUUUUGACCAGUCAUUACAAGAGCUUCAACGACAAACUGAAAUUAAAUUAGAACAAAUAAGCUCAAAUAUUGAAACGUUGGCUCUCAAGUCUGCGCCCGCAGGUGAUAGUGAAAAAUUGGUGUAUUUAAAACAUGGCCAAGUUCAAGUAUCCCCCCAGUUUCACAAAUUUUUGUACCACUUUCUUGAUUCAUAUAGUCAAACCUUCUUUGAUGAUAGAGUAAAGGAACUCCAACCGGACAAGAAACUAGAUAAUGUGGAUGAAUUGAAGGAGUAUGUCGACAAUGCCAUUUCAAACUCCAUCGAGUCGAUAACAUCUCAAGUUGAAUUCAAUGUGGACAAGAUCCUUGAUGGACUCAAUAUUGUCAAUGAUACAAUCACAACUGAUCCCAGACUGCGCAACACUCCUUCUACACUAAAUAAAGUAUGGAUAAACUCGAUGCUUGAGUUUAUAUCAAAAGGAUCAAAACUAGUAAACUAUGCUGACUAUAACCAGGGAUCCAGAAUACUUGGAUUUUUAACUUCAGAUUUGGAUAAACACAACUUGCUUCAGAAAAUGUGGUACGGCUGGGUAAUAUUUGCAAAAAAUCUUCAAAACCCAAACAAUGCAAUUCAUGUCCUUCUUGACGAUGAUAUCUUUUGGCAAGGAGGCGACGAAAUAGGUAUACGGUUAAGUACAUCUAUAAUUCCCACCGAUAUCUUGAUUCAGUUGGAAAAUAAAGAUGAGAGUCCAGUGCAAGCAUCAAUUGGCUUCAAACCGUAUACUAAAGCCGGAUUCGAGAAAUUGAAAUUCCCCAAAGUUGAAGAUUCCCUUGACCAUAAUAUAAAUGCAUGUAAAUUUAAAUUCAUCAAAACAAGUCAAAUACGGCUGGGGAUCAAUCAUAUUAAAAUGCCAAUUCGAUUCGUCAAUUAUCAAAUCCCAGGUAAAGAUAUUUAUUUUAAAUUUUCGAAAGAUGUGAAAAUCACCAAUAUAAAAGUGUAUGGCAUAAGUGAUAUAAAUGCAGUUCAGUUGCAAGACAGGUUUAAAUUGUUGGUUGAUGAGUUCAAUGUUGAUGAUACUGUGGGUUUAAGUGAUAAAGAGCCCGUAGUUCAUGACGACAGGCUGAGUCGUCAGAAAGUUGACGUUAGGGAAGAAAUGAAAGUGUAUGAUAUAAAUGAUGAUAUAUAUUUGUAA